Molecule: messenger RNA, 1803 nt
Organism: Phytophthora infestans T30-4
Lineage: Eukaryota; Oomycota; Peronosporomycetes; Peronosporales; Peronosporaceae
Product: NEDD4-like ubiquitin ligase, putative
Exons: 3
Coding region: 1-1803 (600 amino acids)
Molecular function (GO): ubiquitin-protein transferase activity
Source: RefSeq, a predicted model, not a curated record
AUGGCGACCAAAGGCGCCUCCCUUCUAGCAGCAAGUGACCUAUCCGUUUGUAUAGCCGUGCUUUUGAUCGCUGCCGCAUUUCUUAUCAAGCGUGCUGUGCGCAACACAGUCGUUGUUCAACCUCACAACUCCAUGAUCCUCACCACUGAGCACCCAGAAUGCUGGCUGCCCAACGCCUGCGUGUCCUGUGGCUUCACGAACUUUGCGCAUGUGCUGCGCUGCGCCCUGUGCGGAUUGCUGAGCUCCGAUUCGAAGCUUCCUGCCUCCGUUCUGCCUUUUCUCAAUGAAGAUGUUGCCCUGCCUCGCACCCUUAAGCGUCGGGAGUGGACGAGGGAACUGGAUGCGCAUAACCGCCUUGUCUGGCACCGCAGACUGGCAGAGGGAGGCGAUUGCUCCCCGGGCUAUGUGUUGCGCUUUGCGCUGCCGCCUGAGACUGAACCUGAAGCGGAGCGUGAAGUGUCGAAGCAGCGACAACGAAGUCUGAGCACGGGGUAUGAUCCAUGUGCUGGCGUGCAGUUUGAGCUGCUAGAACCACGCGACGUUGAUCCGACGCAGUUCCCAUUGCCACCUCCGCGUGUCGAUUUGUCUGACGCGUUGGAGGAUCUCAAGCACGUGGCUGUGGAACUCUCAGCUCAGGAUUUCCCGACGAAGUACGCACAUUUCGCUGCCAGUGCAGCGACACUCCUUCAGACAGUAGAUGACUCAGCUCGCUCCUACUUGUCGGUGCAUCGUGACUUCAUCUUAGAACAAUCCGUACAGCACAUUAACUGCAUCCGGGAGGACGACAUCCGAUCGGUGCGUCUUCAAGUCAGUUUCGCUGAUCAGGGAGACGUAUCAAGUGACGGAAAAGAGGUCGGUGGACUGCACCGUGGAUGGCUGACGCUUCUGAUCGAGAAGCUAGUAGACCCGGAUGUCGGACUCUUCUCCUGUACACAACGCAGCGACCAAACGUUCUUCAUCAACUCACAGUCGAAGCGCGUGCUCGGAGAGGACCAUUUGCAGCACUUCAACGCUGCUGGGAGGUUGAUUGGGCGAGCUUUACUAGAAGGAGCUGUACUCAACUUUCACUUGUGUGUUCCGCUGCUCAAGAUGAUACUGGGAACGCCAAUCACGUUCGGAGACUUGGAGUUUCUGGAUGCAGAGAUGUACCGGAACUUGACGUGGCUGUUGGACAACGAUGGUGCGGAGUCCCUGGAAUUGGAUUUCACGGUGACACAGCGUCAUGGCAACCAUGCUCAGAUCGUCGAGCUCAUCCCUGCUGGAAGGAAAAUUCAAGUCAAUGACGACAACAAGUUCGAGUUCGCGGACCGCAAGUUCCGCUUUGUGAUGUUUGAGUCUGUGGCCCCGCAAUUGUCUUCGUUUCUCAAGGGAUUCUAUGAUGUCGUUCCCCAGCGGAUGCUGUUGCCUUUUGACUACGAAGAGCUGGAUUACUUACUCUGCGGCUCUGAUGAGAUCAGUGUAUCGGAUUGGCAGCUUCACACGCGUUUGGCACUGGAGCCGCGGCAAGAGGUGACGUGGUUUUGGGACGUCGUAAAGGAGAUGUCACAAGUUUACCAGAAGAGUUUACUACAGUUUACUACGGGCUACUCACACGUCCCACUAGUAGGAUUCCAGGGUCUUACAAACUACGACGGCCAGCUGUCCCAGUUUACGUUGACCGACGCGAGCGGCGUGGCUUACUUCCGAAGUCAUGCGUGCUACAACACGCUGGAGUUGCCACACUUCAAGACCAGAGAUGAUCUGCGCGCAGCACUGUAUGCCGCCCUAUACAACGAAUCCAGUGUUAACGAAUUCAAGGCCUGA